This is a messenger RNA of Aureobasidium namibiae CBS 147.97, 1242 nucleotides long. RefSeq lists its product as uncharacterized. The record is from RefSeq and is a predicted model, not a curated record. The transcript has a single exon. Gene Ontology annotation, molecular function: protein binding. The coding region runs from base 1 to 1242 and encodes 413 amino acids. Lineage: Eukaryota; Fungi; Ascomycota; Dothideomycetes; Dothideales; Saccotheciaceae.
AUGGCUACCUUACUUACUAUGCCGCCUGAGAUGCAGCUGAUGAUUGCGAACCGCGUCGAGGAGAAGGACGUUUUGACGCUGAACUCCACCUGCCGCGCCCUACGUUCGCUCGUCAAACCGGUGAUGGCUUUGAUCUUCGGUUCAGUCAGGACAUACCACCUCUCCGAGGAAGGAAUGGCAUCUCUGCUUGAACUCAGCAAAGACACCACCUCUGCACCGUAUCUCAGAACCUUGAUCAUCGUCCAUGAUGGUACGGUCCCGCCUCUCAGUCUCUUCAAGACACUCUCCGAAGCUCUGGAACACUUCAGCAUAGUUUCCAAGAACCUCACUACUGUUGGUGCCCGCCGCUCGAGUCGCCAAAACACCCCCGGAGCACACACGAUUGCAGCAGACUUCCACAUCCAAGCCUUUGCGGGACAGCUUCUUGCAACUGCGAAGAGAGCAAAGCUACUUGUCAGCAGUCUGGUGUUCGAGCUGGAGGUACCUGCCGACAUCAUUGACUGGAGCGGCCUCCAGAGACGUGCCUGGACACAUCCCUCGCCAGUUCAGGGCGACUUCACCGAGGAAGUCGAAGUAGCCUCCGCUAUCGCCGAAGGAUUUGAUACCCUGUCGUGCGCGGACAUCGGUCGCGGUUUCAAGUUUGCCUUGAUUGGCCAGGAGGGUACCCGUAGGUCGCCGUCGGUCAUCUACGAUCCUGUAAAGCAAUCGCUGGAUGCCGUGCACCUUGAAGCGGACGACUGGAAAGUGGUCUUACAAUGGUUACCACGAUCGACCAAGCUGAAGGUCGUCAAGCUCUUCGACUGCAAUGUAGAAUUCCGAGCCUUUGACAACUUAAUCACCGUUUCCUCGCUGGAGUCCCUCUCAGUCAAGGACGUUACACUGGUCCAGAACCGCGACAUGACUGAAAACUGGCACUUUGUGAACCCCAGCACCUUGAACGUUCUGCUCCAAGACUGGAGAGCAGUGUUUGCCGGAUUGCUCGCUCGAAGCCCAAACCUGUCGAGCUGUCGUCUCGGUCAGCUAUCAUUCCACUACACCAACCAGACUGGAGUCACUUGGGAGACCCACGGUACCGAAAACGUCAAGAAGCUACUUCGUGACCUCAAAUGGAAGAAAUGCUCUCGCCUAGCAUUCAAGAAGGCAAACUCUGUCUACUCUGAGCCUCGCAAGCCUCGUAAGAAGUCCUUUAAGCACAAGAAGCUCCGCUGCACGCACAAGAAGGCUACCAAGAGCAAGAACUGA